CAGGCCGCGAGUUCUUAAAUAAGCCACCUCGAAGUGGCCGUGCAGUUAAAGUUCCGUCUCCAUAGCUUGCACUUAUAGUUUUUAUUUAUUUUUAAUUUAGUUAUAGUUCAAACGCAAUGAAAUUUGCAUUAAUAACGUUAGUUCUAGUUUCCGCAGCAAACGCCCAAUUUAAAUGCCCCCCAAAAGACGGCCAAUACGAGGACUCUCGACAAUGUGACAAAUACUACGAGUGUGAAGACGGCGUCCCAAAAGAAAAACUUUGCCCAGAUGGCUUAGUUUUCGACCCACUAAUCCGAAAAAUCAACAAAUGUGACCAACCUUUCAAUGUCGACUGUGGUGAUCGUACUGAACUUCAACCUCCAAAACCCAACAACUACUGCCCACGACGCAACGGUUUCUUCGCCCAUCCUGACCCAGCAGUGUGCAACAAAUUCUAUAAUUGCAUUGAAGGCGAACACACGGAAAUUACUUGCACUGCAGGACUCCAUUUUGAUGAGUUUACCGGAACUUGCGUUUGGCCUGAUUCAGCAGGACGUCAAGGAUGCAACAAAGAUAUUACAAAUAAAUUGAAAGACGGUUUUGAGUGCCCCAACCAAGGCCAAACCGAUGCCAAUGGCCAACUCGUUGUCCACCCCAAAUACGCCCACCCCACCGAUUGUCAAAGAUUCUACGUGUGUCUGAAUGGCCAAGAACCCAGAGAUCUGGGUUGUCAAGUCGGUGAGGUCUACAAUGAGGAAACUCAGAGGUGUGAUGCUCCAGAAAAUGUACCUGGAUGUGAGGAUUGGUACAAAGACGAACCUGCUGCAGCUAAACCAUCCAAGAAGGUCUAAGUUGGCUGGCAUUUCACAUAUUACCACAAAGACUUUUAGAUAUUAUUUUCUUGUUUUUUGUAUGGUCACGUGUAACAUAUUGUCAAAUGAGGUGUUGUUAAGAAUUGUACGUGUAAAGCAAAAAUAAAUUAAUCCUGAUUUUUUA
This is a messenger RNA of Tribolium madens (black flour beetle), 975 nucleotides long. It is a transcript of the gene Cpap3-a1, whose product is annotated as protein obstructor-E. Bases 117 to 830 code for a protein of 237 amino acids. The record is from RefSeq and is a predicted model, not a curated record. NCBI's taxonomy places the organism in Eukaryota, Metazoa, Arthropoda, Insecta, Coleoptera, Tenebrionidae. Gene Ontology annotation, cellular component: extracellular region. The transcript is spliced from 5 exons. Gene Ontology annotation, molecular function: chitin binding.